Molecule: messenger RNA, 2214 nt
Organism: Rotaria socialis
Lineage: Eukaryota; Metazoa; Rotifera; Eurotatoria; Philodinida; Philodinidae
Source: the annotation of a GenBank genome assembly
AUGGAUCUACGAUUACAGCAGCCUGUUGCCAUUAUUCAGCGCCUAUGUAAACCUGAAACAAAUGUGACGACCGCUAACGUAAACGGAAUGCUCGAUGACCUUGUCACAUGUUUGAAUAAUGCACAAAACCAACCAGAUGGUUUACAUACUCUUACCGCCAUUUGUUAUGAGUUGACAUCAAUCAAGGCAUUAAAAUUACUCGAUAAUGAGCACAUAAUGCAACAUGAAUUGUUCAAUAUUCUUGGACGUACUCUUGAAAUGUUACUUACGAAAGCAACAUUUAUUCCGAUGACGAAGCACGAUGAACAGUGUUUCUAUGAAGCCAGUAAUCUGAUUGCUAAUCUGUGUUUGUACACAAAGAAACCAGCAGCAUGUUCCUGCGAUGACGCUCAUGACGAAUUAAACCUGAAUUAUGAGCAAGCAAUCAAUGAAAUAUCAUAUGCGACACUUUUUCUAACAAACUCAUUUCUUAAUAAACUCGCGCGAAUCUUAUCCGACGAUUUAUCUGCGAAUGACUAUGAACCGUAUCAUGUUAAAUACAAAGUUAUUGGCCGUCUACUUUGUCUUUGUACAGAAUUGAAUAAUAUUAAUCAUAGUGUACUAAUUGAUCCUGUUGUUCAAUGUUUACGCUCAGAUUAUUAUCGCAAUGCUUACGAAACUAUUGAUCUUCGGCAACCGAUUAUCAAUUCGAAGCAGCGAUUUUUCAUUUACCUAUGCCUGCAAUUCAUUCGUCUUCGCAGCAAUGAACGAAACGAUGAAGUAUCAAAUUCGCUAUGUGAUUCUAUUUUAGGAUAUGGUCAACAAAUUUUUGAACAACAUUUACCCAUAGCAUUAGAAAGUGAGGCUAUAGUAAGUUCAACAAAUGAAAAAAAGAAAAUUUUCAAGAGCGAACCAGGUGCAAAAUUACAAGCACUAGGUUGGCAUAUUGAAUUAUUGAAUCAUAUUGCUUUAACACCAACAGCAAGGAUUCAUUUUCUAGCAGGUACUCAUCAAAUAAUAAUUGAUCACAUGAUUAACAUAAUUCGCACAGAAUCAUUGAUUGCAAGUGUACAUGAAAAUGAUGAAUUGUUUCAUUCGGAUGUCCAUCUUGUGUCAUGCGCAAUAACAUUAUUGUAUAAUUUGACAUUCGAAAACAAAAUUUUGCUUCUACUGAAAGAAAAAAACCUUGCAGAAUUUUGUACGAAAUUGCACACAGCAAAACAGAGAACAAUACAAUUCGCAUCGCAAACGUUGUCCAUUCUAUUGAAUCAAAAUAAUAUUGACGCAAUAAAAUAUCCGUUGAUUAUGGCACAAAAUUAUUUGUUCUACAUAGAAAAUACACUGCAUGAGCGAUCACUAGUAUACAAUGGUGUGAAAUUAAACGGUGCAUUGACUUAUCUCGAACUGAUGGCUCAAAAUGAUUUGAUUAAAAACGAAAUCGGCCAUGACGAUGACGGUAUAUCCUUGCUUGUAAAAUGUGCACUGGAUCAACACCUGGACUUUGAAACAAUCCAAUGUCCGGCCUUGCGAAUUAUUGAAGCAGUUUCGUUUGGUGAUGAGAUAACUUGUAAAAAGAUGAGCGAUGAUAAUAAAUUAAUGGAUUAUAUCAAAUAUUUAUCUAAUGUAGACGAUUCAAGUUUAGGACCAACAGCGAAUCGUAUUCGAUGGAAAGUAGAGGACGAGAACAAAUUUAUUUCAGAUAAAAUCAAAAAGGAGUUAACACCCGCUACAUUAACAAAUAGUUAUGAUGCGAACAAUUCAAAUAAUCACCAGAUUAGUUUCAACUACAAUUGGGAUUUACCCAGUAGCAAAACAUCGGACAUGUUCGAUUUGAUCAUCAGCUAUCAUCAUAGUGAUAAAGAUAUUUGCAGUCAAAUUUAUGAACGAUUAACAGCAUCCUGCUUCUAUCGGAUUUCAUUUGAUAGAGAACGUGUUCAUGAAAUUCUACCGGAUGCGAUGGCUGAAGCUAUUGAAAAGUCAUCUAUAGUUCUAAUGUGUUUUUCCAGUAAAUAUCAGCAAUCCUAUGCAUGUCGAAUGGCAGCUGAAUAUGCCGAAAAACGGCAGCGACCAAUUAUUCCAAUGAACUUAGACGAAUUAUAUUGUCCAACUGGAUGGUUAAACAAUAUAGUAGCUAGUAAACAAUGUAUUAAUAUCGUGAAAUAUAAUCUUAACUCUUCUUAUGCGAACUUGAUUCAACAAAUCGAUAACAUUAAAAAGCAAAUCAACAUAAAAUAG